CAUAAGUCAGCCAUUGAAUUCGGCUGGGGGGCUGCGAACGGAAGUCGGGAGGCGGAUAUAUUCCGCGUGGCACGGCCACGCUUGCGAAGGCUGAUACGGCAUACGCCUAUUUGAAUCACUCUUGGGGGACCCGUCCACCCAAGGGUUUUUCGUUUGUUCCAAGCUCCCGGACUGCAGGCCGAGUUGUUGAUACGAGCACAGCUCACCAUUUUUAAUACCGACCGUCGCAAAUAUGGCUUACUAAAAUGAAGCUCUACCAAGGAAGUGUCGACGCAUCUGCAUGCGUUUGCAGUCUCCCGUCUCCUUUCUUUUCACUGGCUAUUCAUGCCGAUAGACGAUCCAAGCAUGGAGAAGAAAAAUUCUGGCAAGUUGGCUGCGUUGGGAAAAUGUAAUUUGGAGCCAAAACCGAAGCUAAAUCCUGAGUAUAAUGCAAGCCCUCGAAAUGGACGUGGCCGUCGGCCUCAGCCUGUGGGGCGGCCGGCUCCGCAGCGGUACCGGCAGGGCGUGGACAGGCGGCCCAGAGAGCGCGGCCAGGCCGCUUCUGGCGCUGAACACAGUCAUCGAGAACAGGUAGCUCACGCGGCCGAAGCUAGCUCCGUAUUCAGUAAGGGUAGCAAGAAGGGGUACCUGGACGCCAGCUACCUGGUGAACUUCCGGUGCGAGGCGGCGCGCGACGCUCACGCUGAGCGUUAUUCGAGCUCGCAGUGGCACCAGCAACGGUCGAACCAGCAGCACGAGCGGCCGCACUGGCCGGCGUCGCGCGUCUUCCGGCCGAGACAUGUCAAGGAGCAGUACCUGCAGGCCAGGUGCCAGCUGCUGGUGCGCGAUGACGCCAACUACGCGGCCAACCUUGGCGACCCGGACCGGCUGGUGGACUGGGCGUGCGUGGAGCAGGUGUGGCUGCGCGAGGAGGAGCCCACUACGUGCCCCAUCUGCCUGUACCCGCCGACGGUGCCGCGCAUCACGCGCUGCGGCCACACCUAUUGCUGCGCGUGCCUACUGCACUACCUGGCUCUGUCGGACCAGGCCAGCCGCAAGUGUCCCAUCUGCGAAGAGCCGGUGCACCCGGACCAGGUGCGCCGCUGCCGGCUGCUGGCGCGGACGCCGGCGCGACUCGGCGACACGGUCACCUUCCGACUGAUGCGCCGCCAGCGACUCUCGUUGCUCGGCCAGCCGGCCGACGAGCAGCAGCCCUGGGAGGAGAUCAUCACGCUGGCCGAUCCCGAGAGCAAGCUGCGCCUGGCCAAGCUGAUCAUGGUCUCCCCCGAACAGGUAACGUCUGAGAUCCUGGCGCCGGAGCGCGCCGCACUGGAGCGCCAGCUAGCGGAGCUGCGCCACGAGCCGGAGGCCUGCUUCGUGGAGCAGGCACUCAGUCAGCUGGCUGAGCAGGAGGUGGUCAUGGCCGAGCGCGCCGCCGCCAGCCGCGCCCGGCCGCAGCGGCCUGACCCGGCGACGGCGCGCGAGCUCGUCACGCCGCUGCCCACGGCCGCUGCCGCCGACACCGUCGUUUACCAGUCGGCGUUCGACGAGCGUACAGUGGAGCAGGUGGAGGCGGAGGCGGAGGCGCAGGCGCCGGCCGUCUCGCCGCCGCCGCCGGCCGGCGACGGCUCGGUGCGCCAGCGCUCGGUCAGCGAGGCGUCCGGCGGCGAGGUGACGGUCGCCGACCUGGAGGUGCCGGCCGCGGAGCCGCGCCGCGACGACCACGACCAGCCACUCUACUACUAUCAAGCGGAGGGCGGCGACCCGGUGUACCUGCACGCGCUCAACUGCCGCAUGCUGCUGGAGGAGCACGGCACGUGGGAGCGCUGCCCGCGCCGCCUCACCGCCCAGCUGGUGGACGUGGACGCCGUGACGAUGACGGCCGGCUUCCGGCAGCGGUUGCGCAGCCUGCGCCACCUGCCACUGACCGCUCAGCUGCAGGUGGUGGAGGUCCGUCUGCGGCCGCCGGACGUGUCGGCCGACACCGUCAGUCUCUUCAGAGACCAGAUCAGGAAACGCGAGCAGCGCCGUCGUGACAAGCACCGGCGCGAGCGGCAGCACGAGAGGCGACUGCGCCAGGACGAGCGGCGCGCACGGCCGGCCGACGCCGUCUACGACGCGGCCUUCCCGGUGGCCGAGCAGCGGCCGCCGUCCCCGCCGCCGCCGCUGCUGUCGGAGCCGGCCGUCGAGGAGCCGACUGAGCUGGGCGAGGCGGCGGCG
Pollicipes pollicipes is the source of this 2199-nucleotide messenger RNA. RefSeq names its product RING finger protein 10. The transcript is spliced from 7 exons. Gene Ontology annotation, biological process: positive regulation of transcription by RNA polymerase II. Gene Ontology annotation, molecular function: transcription cis-regulatory region binding. Lineage: Eukaryota; Metazoa; Arthropoda; Thecostraca; Pollicipedomorpha; Pollicipedidae. The annotation marks the transcript as partial. The record is from RefSeq and is a predicted model, not a curated record.